This is a messenger RNA of Diversispora eburnea, 393 nucleotides long. The record is from the annotation of a GenBank genome assembly. NCBI's taxonomy places the organism in Eukaryota, Fungi, Glomeromycota, Glomeromycetes, Diversisporales, Diversisporaceae.
AUGACUAAAGAAGAACUUGAGAAAGGAGAAAAAGGUAUUGGUGAUGGAACAUGCAGUUAUGGACUUUCUAACGGAGAUGACAUAUAUAUGAGUUAUUGGAAUGGUACAAUUAUAGGACCUGGUCAUACCAUUCAUGAAAAUCGUAUUUACAGUUUAAAACUUCAUUGUGAUGAAAAUUAUCCAGACAGUCCACCCACUGUCCAUUUUAUUUCCAGAAUUAAUUUACCAUGUGUUAAUCAACAAACUGGAAAGGUUGAACCUUCUAAAUUAAAUUGUCUUGCUAGUUGGAAAAGAAAUUAUACUCUAGAGACGGUUUUAACAGAACUAAGACGUGAAAUGGCUAAUCCACAUAACAAGAAAUUGCCUCAACCUCCAGAAGGCUCAACUUUCUAA